AUAACCUCUCGCAUGAGAAAAACAAAUGCAGGUUUUAGUGCCGAGCGAUUAAUCGAGUGAUUGGCGUGGAUUGAUUGGAUCGAAAGGAUGUUGACGACGGAUGCGGCGCUCCUGUGGAGGACGCUCAAGGGGGUGAUUUGCAUUUACAAACCUGCCGACACGAAACUCUCGCACGUCCGAACAACAAUUAUAAACAAACUGUGCGCCGAUCUGAACCAAUUGGAUUGCAGACCUCCCAUAGAUCACGUCGUAGUGGAGCCGGACGAGAAGGACUGCUUCGAUGUGAAAGUCGUCCCUAAUCUGGCCGACCAUCCGAUGGUCGUGGGGCCCAGAUAUCAGGCCAACGAUCUUCCGUGCAGCUGGUCCAACUUCCUGGGCACAUCCACAUCGGGCGUACUCAUCUUGGGAUUGGGAAGACGCGGUACAUCGCUGGCGAAGAACAUCAGAGAGAACUACCCGACGCGAGCGUACAGGAUCAAAGGUGUCUUCGGUCAAUCGACCGAUAACAAUUACAAGGAUGGAAAGGUCGUCGAGAGAUCGACAUUCUGGCACGUGAAAUUGUCGAGACUGGAGAGGUUGCUCGCGAACAUGCAAGCCUCCCAUCAGAGGAAGAUGUUUGAAAUGUCCGGAGUCGAUAUGCAAUCACAGACGGCCUACGAUCUGGCAAUCAAAGGACCGAUCAGACCGGCAAACUCGAAGCUUCCCUUGAUCUACGGCCUCAAGUGCGUGCACUUUCAACCCCCAAACUUUACGAUAGAGGUGCAAUGCGUGAAUGAGUAUGAGAUGUAUCUGAAGACGUUGAUCCACGAGAUCGGAACAAGUUUGCAUUCUACGGCGCACUGUACAGGUCUUCAGUGCAUCAGGCACAGCCAUUUCACCCUCGACGACGCUUUUCUGCGUAGGCACUGGGACUUGAGACAUUUGAUGGCGAACAUGGAGAGAUGCAACAAAAUUAUAUCUGAGCACGGCAGCAUCGUGAGACAGGAGAACGCCACCCUGCAAAGAGUACAACAGUAGAUAGUGUAAAUUUAAAUAAAAUAAAUAAUAAUAGAAUAGAAAGUUGCCUA
This is a messenger RNA of Nicrophorus vespilloides, 1067 nucleotides long. RefSeq names its product probable tRNA pseudouridine synthase 2. Gene Ontology annotation, molecular function: pseudouridine synthase activity; RNA binding. Gene Ontology annotation, biological process: RNA processing; pseudouridine synthesis. Bases 88 to 1017 code for a protein of 309 amino acids. The transcript is spliced from 5 exons. The record is from RefSeq and is a predicted model, not a curated record. NCBI's taxonomy places the organism in Eukaryota, Metazoa, Arthropoda, Insecta, Coleoptera, Silphidae.